Molecule: messenger RNA, 6361 nt
Organism: Lymnaea stagnalis (great pond snail)
Lineage: Eukaryota; Metazoa; Mollusca; Gastropoda; Lymnaeidae
Source: the annotation of a GenBank genome assembly
ACUUCCGGGAUAAACAAGUUUUUUUAGUCGUAACAGAGUUUUUUUUUCUGUGUUCAUGACAUAUACUUCUUUAUUGAAUAUGCAUGGGCAACUUAUACAAAUACAUUAUACAUUCUCAUCGGCAUCGGAAAAUGCUUAGGCUAUAACUAAAGGUCUAUAAGUAUAACCAUAAGGCAUAACAUUAAAAGCCAGUUGUAGUUAAGGAAUUAAGAGUAACGAAUAUUCGGACCCAGCUAACAGAAGUGAGACUAGUGAGAGGUUGGGAUUAAAAAAUGUUUAAAAUUUUAAAAUAUUAUUGUUGGGUUUGUAAGAUAAAAUUUGGUAUUGAAUGAAAGAUAAUUGAAUGGACAUAUGUUUGUAAACUUAUUUUUUCAGUUUAACUAAAUAAACUACAACUAAUGACAUCCGAAUAGCAAAAUGGAUCUGGACACUCAUCACCGCUAUUUGGAUCUGGGUCCCUUUAGUUGGACUAGUGUAGAUACUUUGGUCAAAAAUGUAAACAUUUUUUAAAAAUAAACCAAUGGCACAGUUGAAUAGAGCUAAUUUUAAACAUAAUUAUAACACCAAAAUCAUAUUUUUAGCUGUUGUAGUUUUAAAGUUAUGAAUUUUUAAAGUACGACUUGGUUUGUCAUUUUUUAACAUAGACUGCAUCUCCACAUUCUGUGACCUCAUUCUACUGAUCGCGUCAUGCGCAAUGACUAUAUAGUUUAUAUAAGGCAAUGCAUUCCCUUAUCACUAAAAUACUGUUUAGGGUCGACUUAUUUUAAACUUUCAACUUUGGCACAUGAAUAAUAAAUAAAAGCUUUCCCUGACCAAUGGUUUAAUAGCUUUUGCACACGGCAAACUCUUAUGAAUGAAACUCUGAGAUAGUACUACAACGUAGCCGUUAUGCAAGUGGCUGUGAAUGGUUGCCAAUGACAACGUGUUGCACAGGGAAAAUUCUGAUCAUUUAUAUUAUGGACUCUGCAGGGUUUUUAAAGCUCAAAUUAAAACAUUUCCAGUUUAAAUGUCUUCAAAAUGCAUUCUGAAACACAAAAUAUAAAAUAUUUUGAUGUAUAUAGUGGUAAUAAUUAAAUAUUUCCUAAGUAUCGGCAACUUCCGCCAUUAAAAAGGGGGCGUGGCCCACGCCAUGUCGAAAUUAGGCUGAGCCACCUUAUGGUGAUAUGGGUCACUGUGACACGCGUAACAAACGUGAGACACGACCUACAUCAAUGAAACUUGGCACAGAUAUAGAUCAAUAUCUAAUGCUCAUACAGAUUUAAUAAAAAAGGACCUUAUCUUAUUAUUUCACAAAAAAUUUUGUAUGCGAAGAUGCCUUAUAUAUACCAAAGAUUUUCAAAAUAAAUGUCGAUUGAAAAAAGCAAAAUAGCUGGCUAGAAAUGUAGGCCAAGAUGUCUUCCAAAUUAUAAGGCCGGAAACGGAACUCAAAUAUAUGUGGAAAGAACUAAUUUAAUAAUAAAAAGACACACACAACGGAAAAUUAAAAACUCGGAUUUUUCGGCGCCGACGCCCAUUUCCGAUACAAAAAAAAUAGUAGUCUCCCUUCUUUCAUCGAAGUAUCUAACUAAGGCUGCGGCUAUUUCGACCCGGGUCUGAGAAGUGAGAGUAUGGGCUAAUUUGGAGAGAUCGGCCCCUGACGUCUUUUGCGUGUUUUGUUAAGAUCACUCCCCUUAUUUUUUUAAAUUAGAGUUACGUUUUCAUUAUUAUGAUGAUGACAUUUCCGAUACAAAAAAAAUAGUAGUCUCCCUUCUUUCAUCGAAGUAUCUAACUAAGGCUGCGGCUAUUUGGACCCGGGUCUGAGAAGUGAGAGUAUGGGCUAAUUUGGAGAGAUCGGCCCCUGACGUCUUUUGCGUGUUUUGUUAAGAUCACUCCCCUUUUUUUUUUAAAUUAGAGUUACGUUUUCAUUAUUAUGAUGAUGACAUGUUUUCAUUAAAUUUUUAUUGGUUUUGAUUUAAUUAUAAUUUUAGAAUUAUAUUGGUUGGCCAAUUAUAAAUUUGUUUGUGUUCCGCCAUCUUUGAACUGGCUUUAUCGUAUAACCUCAAAAUGGAACCGGAAACGCAUCGCCGCUAUUCGGACCCAGGUCCCUUAAGACUCAAUGCUAUUCGGAUGUCAUUUGUGGUAGUUUAUUUUAGUUUAACUGAAGAAUUAAGUUUACAAACAAAUAGUCCAUUCAAUUAUCUUUGAUUUGAUACCAAAUUUUGUCUACUUACAACCUAACAAUAAUACAUUUAAAAAAAAUUUUAAUCCCAACCUCUAAGUUAUCGAAUAGCCACUUUGUUAGACUAAAUGAAUGCUAUUCGGAUGUCAUUUGUGAUAGUUUAUUUUCAUUAAACUGAAAAAUUAAGUUUAUAAACAUAUAGUCAAUUCAAUUAUCUUUCAUUUGAUACUAAAUUUUGUCGUAAAAACCCUACAAUAAUAUUUUUAAUAAACCCAGCCUCUCACUUCUGAUACCGAGUCCGAAUAGCCGCAGCCUAAAAGUAAAGGGUAUUAAGGGGAGAGACUGCAAUCAGGUUAGCACAAUAUGAAAUUAGUAAAACAAAGUAAGGUUAAACCUGAAAAAGGGACGCAACAAAACAGCAAACGGGUCGGCAGAAAGCUUUCAUCAGCGAACAAAACAGAAAAAACAGAAUAAAAUAAAAAAAUAGCCCUUAGCUUUUUAGUGGUAUCCAAGAGUAAAGGGGCCGUACACAAAUUAUAAAUGAAAAUGAGAUCCAUGCAAAUUUUGGUCAAUUAUGCAUUUUGCGCAACUUUUAGUUUUUGUGUAGAGUGUAGGCGUGUAGGAUUCUCUCCCUUUUGUAUGUUAGCCAAUUAUUGAUAAGCCUAUAUUACUGUAGAACUAUAUAGCUACUCCAUCGUCUCACAUAGACGGACAGAUGCCAUAAUAAUAUAUUACUAUUUGCUUUUACUUAGGUCUACAGGCAUAGGAAUGGGGUUUGUACAGAGUAGUCUGCCUCGGACAGCACUUUUUAUUUAUACUGAGGUGAGGGGCUGCAUUUUUGACCAGAGGGUACUGUUUUUUGUGUGGAAGGAGACAUCAAAAAGUUUGUCCCACCUUGGGUGGCAACAAUCCUAGUAUUCCUAGCUACGCCACUGCCUUGUGUUUUACUUUUUUAUACUGAGUAUGAGUAGGGCCAUUACUUGAAAUAGCCUGUCCAACGUGUGUGUGUGGCCCGUGGGUCUUAGACAUAGCAUUAGUAGUAUUACUAUUUUACUUACUGGAUACUUUUCAGGCAUAUUGUUAAUAAUAUACUAUUACUUCUACUAAUACUACUUAAUUAUUGUAUUAGUUCGACCACUAUUCACUAUUAUUAGACAUUUUCAUUAUAUUUGGCUCUGGGUGUUGCUUCCAUUAUGUCGACUAUUUUUGAUAGGUGGUUUGGGGGCGGGACAAGCUAAAAAUAAACUAUAGCAAGUGUCUUAUAAUUCAGAAGGUGUGUGGGUCUUUAUAAAAGAUUAUUUGGAUUUAAAUUUAAAGUUAAGUCUAUGUUUUAGUCCUACACUCCAAUUUAGGGGCUAUGCUGUGCCAUAAUUAAAACUAGAAAUAAAUGAAUUUAUUAAAAAUGUUUUUUUCAAAAUUAUGAAACAGAAUUUUAAAAGAGAAACACUGUUUUUUAUAGAAAAUUUUAAAAUGAAUUUUGUUUUAGUUCCAUAAAUUAUUUCAACAAUUUUUAGACCUCCUCCCAACCCUUAACAACAACUGUCCAACUUUCAAUUACUCCUCUUCCCAUCAAAUAAAUUAUCACCCCCCCCCCCCAUCCUUUUUUUUUUACACACACCUUUAACAAAUAAAAAUAAAAUUGUAUCAACCAAAGAUACAAACAAAUUAUAAAUAUGUAUUUAAAUGCCGUUUUAUCACUGACAUAUUCUUUGUGGGACUCAUUCUCAUCUAACCAUACAGUGCUUAACAUAUCAGCAUUUUCUCUCUGUGCAAUAAUUUCCAUCAGCUCUCUACCAAUAUUUUUGCCAGUUACUGGAAUAGGCUGCAUCCAUUGAGCAGCAGGUGUCAUUUCUUUCUUAGGCUUAUUCAGAAUGAAUUGGUGCUGUUGUGACCUUUAAAAAUUAUAGGCCAUUUAAAAUUUAAUUUUUUCAUAGGUAUAUUUCAUAAGAUCUCCCCUCCCCCUGAUAAAAAAUUAUGAAAUUCUUUCCGACCCUCCCGACCCCAAAUUUUGUUGAAUAUUUGUGGAGGUCCCUUAAUUAUGUUUUUAAAAUUAUUUUUCAUUUUUAUUUCAGAUCUAAAUUUGAAAGUCUCCUUUGAAUAAUCAUUUUGAAAAAAAAAUGAUUUUGCAACAGGUUAUUAUUGAGCAGUAUAAGGUGAACACAAUUUUAAUUUAUCAUAAUUAUCAAAUGUUAAUUGAUUAUAUGAUAAGUUUAAAAUUUAUUUUAAAAGACACUUAAACUUAUGGCACAGAUGGUCUUUUUUAUAUGUUCAUUGUCUAAAGUACCAUACAGAGUGCUAUUAUAACUGUAUGGCAUUAAAUGUGUAUUCCAUUUUUUAAAAAAAAGUAGUAUGCAUAUACUAUGAUAUACUAAUUUAAGUCAAGAAAUUAUUUUUUUAAAUGUAAUUUAUAUAUUCUGCAAGUCAACCAAAAUAAUAAAGUAACAAACAUUUUUUUAAAAUUUCAGUAAAAGUUAAAGGUUACUUUUUAACACAGCUACAUGGCAAUGUCCACUUUUGAAGCCGAGGGACAUAUAGAGAGGAUAGCUAUAAAAACCAUCUGUGCUGCAGAGAUACUUAAAAACACUGUCCAAUCAGCAGAAACGCUGACUAAACUCAAAAAGAAGGCAGACUACUACCUCCAACAAGCCAGUCUUAUAUUAACAUGGAAGCGCAGCACUGGUGCUUUAAAACUGGUUGGCGCUGCAGCAAAAACUUUUGGAGCUGUAAUGGUAUUGGCUGCUCCCCUUCAUCCAAAGCUCGCCAUGGCCAUACGACUUGGUCACAAGAUGUGGAAGUUUGGAACUGGUCUAAAAGUGUUGAAUGCAGUGGGAGGAAUUUUAAAAAAUAUUUGGCAAACAGGUUGCAGAACUGCUUUGAUUGAAUUCACUCAAGGUGCAUCACAACUGACCAGAAAUAUGGGUAUAUUUAGUGAAGUCAUUCAUGACCUGCAGAAGCUAACAGGACCAUUGAAUACAGGUGAUAUUCAAGCCUCUGAAAAUUGGAUAAACAUUUUACGACAGUUUAUACCCCCUCAUCAACAUGGGUAUGCUGCUCAUGUCAUCAAUAUUGUAUUUGGCAUUCAACGUUACUCCCCUGUAUUUGACUUUCUUGCUCUCUCAACAGAUCCAUCCAAUGAAUCUGGAAUAAUUCAUCUGAUGAGGGAAAUAGAGUCUGUCAAUUUUACAGAUUUUGUUGAACACGACAACUCAAAGGCUCUUGUUGCCAUUGGUAGUUUUCUCCACAUAAGCCGAGAAAUACUGGACCUCCUGGAUGGUUUGCAAAGAUUCACUGAGCGAGACUGCAGGUUUCUGCAAGAAUGCUUGAUUAGAUUUACCCAAGAAUCUUUGACCAUCAUGAAAGUGGUAUCAGUUUUAACUAAUCUAGAUGCAAUUAGGAGACAGGAAUGUUCAGAAUUUAACAUACAGCAAGAUAAUGUUGCAUCACUUUAUAGUUUCAGAGAUAGAGGAGAAAAUGUAUCUCCGGAAGAAGGGACAAGUUCUGUACCAGUAUUUGUUGAGGAAGAUCAGAUAAGAAAUGCAAAUGAAGUCAUUCAAUUCAACCUAAGCAAAACUGUUUCUGUGACACCUAAUGAUUUAACUUUAGCCCCAAAUAUUGAAGACAUGCAAUUAGACACUGAAGCAUUUAAUGAAACAGCUGAAGCAGUUGUAACAGAGAUGAAUAAUUUUGUCCCAGCUGACCCCAUUGACCCGGUAAAUCUCAACUUAGAUGACUCUGCGGCCUCCGAGUCUAUUUUAACUCCUGCCUCUACUGAUCAACAGAUGAAAUUAUUUGAAAAAUCAAAAAUGUUGGUCGCCCAAUCUUGCUUAUCACUUUCUUUUGCUGUCAGCAAGGGAGCAGCUCUCAUGACAUCUGUGGUGAGAAGAAAUCACCAAGUUUUGCCUAGCAGCUCAUCACAGUUUCUUCCAGAGAAUGAAUCAGCAAAUAGAAUAUGAAUCACAGUACUGUACUUGAUUAUUAUAAAUAUACUAUACUUAUACCUUAAGUUUUGUGUUAGCUUCGUGCCAAAAUUAUGUUGAUAAAUUAACUAUGGUAGUUGUACAAGAGCUUUUAAUCAAAUUUUGAAAAUAUUUAAAUACCGUACAAUGGUUUUUAUAUACCUUAUUUUGAUCAUUAAAAAUCUUUUUGCAAUAACAAAGGUUAAGUUUAUUUUUUUGUGCAUUGUUUUUUUUUUUUAAAACUUAG